UUCCGCCUUCCGCCUUCCGCCUUCCGCCGGGGUGGCACUGCACGCGGAUGGCAGUCGUGCGCGCCGGGGCGGCGGAGUUGGGCUUCGCGGAGGAGGCGCCGGCCUGGCGGCUGCGCAGCAGCCAAUUCCCCAGCAAGGUCGGCGGCCGGCCGGCGUGGCUGGGCGAGGCUGGGCUGCCCGGGCCCGCGGAGCUGGCGUGCUCGCUAUGCGGCCGCCCGCUGGCUUUCGUGCUCCAGCUGUACGCGCCCCUGCCCGGCCGCGCCGACGCCUUCCACCGCAGCCUGUUCCUCUUCUGCUGCCGCGCGCCGCCCUGCUGUGCGGGCCUGCGCGUUUUUAGAAAUCAGCUACCCAGGAAAAACGACUUUUACUCACAUGAGCCGCCUCCUGAGGAGCCUCCUCCAGAGGCGGGAGAGUCCGUGUGCCUCCAGCUCAAGUCGGGGGCUCACCUCUGCAGGGUGUGCGGCUGCUUAGGCCCCAAGACGUGCUCUCGGUGUCGCCAGGCACAUUACUGCAGUAAGGACCAUCAGGCUGUGGACUGGAGGUCCGGACAUAAGCAAGCGUGCGGACAAGCAGAUAACUUGGACAACACAGUUCCAGAUCACAACUUCCUUUUUCCAGAAUUUGAAAUUGUAAUAGAAACAGAAGAUGAGAUUACACCUGAAGUUUCAGAAAAAGAUGAUGAACCAGAGAUUAUAGGGAGCAUGGGUGAAGCAUCUGUGGACGAACUGGAUUCCAUGGCAAAACAUGAAUCCAGGGAAGAUAAAAUUUUCCAAGAGUUUAAAAAUAAAAUAGCCCUGGAACCAGAACAGAUUCUCAGGUAUGGUAGAGGGCUUGCCCCCAUCUGGAUCUCGGGUGAAAAUGUCCCCGAAGAGGAGAAUAUUCCAGACUGCCCCUGUGGAGCCAAGAGAAUAUUUGAAUUCCAGACAUCUGUGGGCUUAUACAAUAAUGAGGGUUUACAUGUGUUCGCUUUUACCAUCUGGUCCACCCCCACCUUCCAAUGCUGAUACAGCAUUAUUUUCAGUGUCUCUCUUAUCUUGGUAAUUUUAAAUAAUACAAUUUCCACUGAUCAGGUCUGACAAUGUACGUUGUGAGAGGAAUGUUUCAGAACUUGCUCUUUUUAGUGUUGAUUUGUGGAUUUGUUAGGAAAACAAAUGCAUGUAUCAUUAAGGCACAUUAAGUAUCAUUAAGAUAAAUGUUUUUUCAAAAAAAGGUUGUUAGCAUCAGAAUCAUUUUGGGAUUGGGUGGAAAUCAAUCCUCUGUGGAUUAAGUAACUUUACAGAGUGGUAGGUAAUAAUUGUUUUGGGUAAAAAGGGAAUUACAAGGACUGCAUCCAACACUGGUUGGUUCUAAUCCCAAAGCUCUUGAUGGUGAGUUGAGCUGCCAGUGUAUGUGUGUGUGAGCGUGCGAAGCAGUUUCCUACCGGUGGGGCAGACCUUCACUCUUCCAUCCAAUUGCUGGCCUCCUGAGGUCCCUUUCUCUACAGACAUCAACAAAUUUUCUUUUUGUAUUUAUUAUACUAGUGUUCCUUCAGUCAUUGCACCAGCACCUGCUGUUCAAGUGAUAGAAAGUAAAAGUUUCAUAGA
Messenger RNA from Pipistrellus kuhlii (Kuhl's pipistrelle), 1583 nucleotides. RefSeq names its product programmed cell death 2 (gene PDCD2). The coding region runs from base 48 to 1004 and encodes 318 amino acids. Gene Ontology annotation, cellular component: nucleus; cytoplasm. Lineage: Eukaryota; Metazoa; Chordata; Mammalia; Chiroptera; Vespertilionidae. The record is from RefSeq and is a predicted model, not a curated record. The transcript is spliced from 6 exons.